UAAGGGAUACUGUAUAGUAAUUAUGAAGGCUAUGCAGCUUCUGGUGUUAAGAGAAAGUGUUAAAACUGAGCCUAUGCUAUUUAUAUAAUUAGAAACUGUCGGAGCACAUGUAUGGAAAACUUGAGAAUAGCGUGCCCUUUGAGAAAAUAUAAGAGGUCUGUUCAACCGGGAAAUAAUAUGUGGUUGAUAGACUGUAAACAAUCUACAUCUUCAACUCAGUAUAUCUCCAUUUAUACCUAUCUUCCAUUCCACUAGUAUCAACAUGGGACCAAUCCACUGGAGCGUCCUUGUCCUUUGCUCGGCCAAGUAUGCUAUUGGUCUUCGCAUACCUCAAGAGACCGGACAGCCGUCUCCCACGCAGGUCCAAUAUACUACCAGCACCGUCUUGAGGCAGAGAGAUUGUUUUGACAUUGGUUCCAAUGCCUUCGGCGGGUCAGCAGAUUGCGUGAGCUUGGGGAAUCCAAUACUCGUGUCAAUCCCGAUAACGGCGCAAGUCCUCACAGAUAGUAUUCCUACGACGACUGUUCAAACGCUUCCACCGUGUAGCCACUUAGAUUUCGGCGAAGGUAUUGGUCAAACUGGCGGUGCAACUACCGUUACGGGCUCUGGGUGUCAGGGCUUCCCUACUGAUCAGAGUGUAGCCUUUGUUUUGGACACCGCUUCAUAACAUGGGAUAUGUGGUUGAUGCAAGGAUAUGGUAUGCCAUAAGUCAAAGGGGAUAAGAGGAUAAGGGAAGAUUUAUACGCCUUGCAUAUGCUUUCAAUUGAGAUAUGGAUUUGUACCUAUCUAAGCCAAUCGUUAAGCUAAAUGGAAACUAUUCUGCUAGCGUCC
Messenger RNA from Annulohypoxylon truncatum, 831 nucleotides. RefSeq lists its product as uncharacterized. The coding region runs from base 263 to 667 and encodes 134 amino acids. The record is from RefSeq and is a predicted model, not a curated record. Lineage: Eukaryota; Fungi; Ascomycota; Sordariomycetes; Xylariales; Hypoxylaceae. The transcript has 2 exons.